GGGCGCGACGACACUCCCUCUGGUCAGAUCCAAACGUUCGGCUUCGAGCUUCGCCUCGCUGACAGCACAAGAGAGCAUGACGUGAAAAUUUAGAAUUUGUCAUCCCCUCUUGGUGUGACCUGCUGGGCCCGGGAAAUCCCCUCGACCAUUUCCCCAAGCUCCUCCCCGUCCGCCGCCUCACGCCGCCCGCCGCCCGCCGCCGCUGCCUGCUCGCGCGCGGCAGCCGCCUCCCGGAUCGCUACCCCUUCACCGGCCAUCGCCGCCAGCGACGACGGCUCCAUGACUAUGAUGACCCCUUCCCCUCUCGAGCAGCAGGAGGAUGAAGAGAUGCUGGUGCCACACCAGGAGCUCUCCGCCGCAGACGCCGCGCAGCCAAUGGAAGUGGUGGCGCAGACGGAGCCUACGAACACGGCGGAGAGCCAAGCACCUGAGGACCCGCAGACUUCCCGGUUCACCUGGACGAUAGAGAACUUCACCAGGGUCAGCGGGAAGAAGCACUACUCGGAUGUGUUUGUCGUUGGUGGAUUUAAAUGGCGUGUGCUAAUUUUCCCCAAGGGAAAUAAUGUGGACCAUCUCUCGAUGUACUUGGAUGUUGCAGACUCGGGGAACCUCCCUUACGGAUGGAGCCGGUAUGCUCAGUUCAGCCUAGCCAUUGUAAACCAGAUCCAUCAGAAGUAUACAGCACGCAAAGAUACUCAACAUCAGUUUAAUGCACGUGAGAGUGACUGGGGUUUCACAUCUUUUAUGCCUCUGAGUGAGCUGUAUGACCCAAGUAGGGGCUAUCUCGUGAAUGAUACUGUUGUUGUUGAAGCUGAGGUUGCUGUUCGCAAAAUGGUUGACUAUUGGACUUAUGACUCGAAAAAGGAAACAGGUUAUGUUGGUCUCAAGAAUCAGGGUGCUACCUGUUAUAUGAACUCUCUUCUGCAAACCCUGUAUCAUAUACCUUACUUUCGGAAGGCUGUGUAUCACAUGCCAACUACUGAGAAUGACAUGCCAUCUGGGAGUAUUCCUUUAGCCCUGCAGAGCCUUUUUUACAAGCUCCAGUAUAGCGACAAUAGUGUAGCUACAAAAGAGUUGACUAAAUCUUUCGGGUGGGACACCUAUGAUUCUUUCAUGCAGCAUGAUGUGCAAGAGCUCAAUAGAGUUCUAUGCGAGAAACUUGAAGACAAAAUGAAGGGAACUGUUGUGGAAGGAACAAUUGAACAACUAUUUGAAGGCCACCACAUUAAUUACAUCGAGUGCAUUAAUGUUGACUAUAAAUCUAACAGAAAAGAGUCCUUUUAUGAUCUACAACUUGAUGUCAAAGGUUGUCAUGAUGUUUAUGCAUCAUUUGAUAAAUAUGUCGAAGUGGAGCGUCUAGAGGGUGAUAACAAAUACCAGGCUGAACAACAUGGCUUACAGGAUGCAAGAAAGGGCGUACUCUUUCUUGAUUUCCCUCCUGUUUUGCAACUUCAACUGAAGCGUUUCGAAUAUGAUUACAUGCGAGACACAAUGGUUAAGAUUAAUGACCGUUAUGAGUUCCCACUACAACUCGAUCUUGAUAAGGAUGAUGGAAAAUAUCUUACUCCAGAUGCAGAUAGAAGUAUUAGGAACCUUUACACUCUUCACAGUGUUCUUGUUCAUAGUGGAGGAGUACAUGGUGGUCACUACUACGCUUUCAUACGGCCUACACUCUCAGACCAGUGGUAUAAAUUUGAUGAUGAGCGAGUAACAAAAGAAGAUACUAAAAAAGCGCUUGAAGAGCAGUACGGGGGCGAGGAAGAGUUGCCUCAAGUUAACCCUGGUUUCAAUAACACCCCAUUUAAGUUCACAAAGUAUUCAAAUGCCUACAUGCUUGUAUAUAUUCGUGAGAGUGACAAGGAGAAAAUAAUGUGUAAUGUUGAUGAGAAGGACAUUGCUGAGCAUUUGAGGAUAAGGUUGAAGAAAGAACAACAAGAGAAAGAACACAAGAAAAAGGAAAAAGCUGAAGCUCACCUCUACACCAUCAUAAAGGUUGCUCGAGAUGAAGAUUUGAAGGAGCAGAUUGGGAAGAAUAUAUAUUUUGAUCUGGUGGACCACGAAAAAGUCCGUAAUUUUCGUAUACAGAAACAAUUACCCUUUAAUUCAUUCAAGGAGGAAGUUGCAAAGGAAUAUGGCAUUCCGGUACAGUCUCAGCGCUUCUGGUUGUGGGCUAAGAGGCAAAAUCAUACAUACCGGCCCAAUCGUCCGCUGGCCCCUCAUGAAGAAGCACAAUCAGUGGGGCAACUUAGGGAGGUAUCAAACAAGGCACACAAUGCUGAGCUGAAGCUAUUUCUUGAAGUAGAGCUAGGAUUGGAUUUGCGCCCAAUUCGUCCUCCCGAGAAGAGCAAGGAAGAUAUUUUACUUUUCUUCAAGCUUUAUAAUCCUGAAAAGGAAGAGCUUCGGUAUAUCUCCUCUCAAGGAUCAACUUCUAUUUUUGAUACAAAAGACUCAGACACUGACAUCAUUUUGUUAUACAGUUUUGUUGGUAGGCUUUUUGUUAAGGCUUUGGGAAAGCCAUCUGAUAUCCUGACAAAACUUAAUGAAAUGGCUGGAUUUUCCCCAAAUGAAGAAAUCGAACUUUAUGAGGAAAUUAAGUUCGAGCCUAAUGUGAUGUGUGAACAUAUUGACAAGAAACUUAGUUUCCGAUCUAGCCAGCUUGAAGAUGGGGACAUAAUCAGUUUCCAAAAGCCAUCUAUACCAGGUGGCGAUACUCAAGUGCGCUAUAAAGAUGUUCCUUCUUUCUUGGAGUAUGUUCAUAAUAGGCAGGUUGUGCACUUCCGGUGUCUGGAGAAACCAAAGGAGGAGGGAUUUUGUUUGGAAUUGUCGAAGCUUCAUACUUAUGAUGAUGUUGUUGAGAGAGUUGCACGCCAACUUGGAUUGGAUGAUCCAUCAAAAGUUCGGCUUACGUCUCACAAUUGCUAUUCUCAGCAACCUAAACCACAGCCCAUCAGAUAUCGUGGAGUAGAGCAUCUAUUGGAUAUGCUUGUCCAUUAUAAUCAGACUUCUGACAUACUGUAUUAUGAAGUCUUGGACAUUCCACUGCCAGAAUUGCAGUGUUUAAAAACACUUAAAGUUGCAUUUCACCAUGCAACGAAAGAUGAGGUUGUAAUUCACAGCAUCAGGCUUUCGAAAAAUAGCACCAUCAGUGAUGUGAUCACUGACUUGAAGACCAAGGUUGAACUAUCCAAUCCUGAUGCUGAGCUCCGCUUGCUUGAAGUUUUCUACCACAAGAUUUAUAAGAUAUUUCCACCUCAUGAGAAGAUAGAGAACAUAAAUGAUCAGUACUGGACACUACGUGCUGAGGAGAUUCCAGAGGAGGAGAAGAAUCUCACUGCACAGGAUCGGUUGAUUCACGUCUAUCAUUUCAUGAAAGAUCCUAAUCAGAACCAGCAGAUUCAGAAUUUUGGAGAUCCCUUUUUGCUGGUCAUCCGUGAAGGUGAGACUGCUGCAGAGGUAAUGGACCGUGUGCAGAAAAAACUCCGAGUUCCCAAUGAAGAAUUCGCCAAGUGGAAGGUUGCAUUCAUAUCCAUGAAUCGUCCAGAAUACCUCCAGGAUAUUGAUGCUGUGUCUGCACGCUUUCAGAGGAGAGAUGUCUAUGGAGCUUGGGAACAAUACCUUGGUUUGGAGCAUACUGACACAACACCCAAAAGGUCUUACGCAGCUAAUCAGAAUCGACACACAUAUGAGAAGCCUGUGAAGAUUUACAAUUGAGAAACCUUCCAUCUGGGCUGCAAGCCUCGGGACAAAGGCCUCAUCCGAGAAAGUAUGCUAAAGAGGCCAAGUGACCUCAACAGAAGGGAAAUGCUGUCAAAUAUAUGGUCAUUUGUGUGCCAAGGCCUAUAUUACUUGCUACUUGUUGACAGUCGGUGCUGUGGUUGGCAGAAGGAUAUAUUCUUUGAGGCUUUCCCUCUUGCCUGCUCCCUGACAACGAAGCAAGCAUGCUGAUUUCGUUGUCCUGAGUGUGAUAGACCCCACUAGGAUAGAUGUUGCUUCUUUUGUGCAGAGCAGAGCUGGUACAUAAGAAAAUGAUUUUGGUAGGGGCAUGUAUACAUGGUUAUAGCCGAGACUGAUUGCUUUAUUUGCUGCUCCGGCAUUGGAACAAUGGGGUAGAUUGUAUAAUGGGUUUGUGGCUGGUUCCAGUUUUUGGUGUCCAUUGUGAAUGUAGGCAGUAACUUCAGCAGAAAGUAGUCUCAUGAGUUUCA
Molecule: messenger RNA, 4202 nt
Organism: Triticum urartu
Lineage: Eukaryota; Viridiplantae; Streptophyta; Magnoliopsida; Poales; Poaceae
Product: ubiquitin C-terminal hydrolase 12
Biological process (GO): regulation of protein stability; protein deubiquitination
Cellular component (GO): cytosol; nucleus
Molecular function (GO): cysteine-type deubiquitinase activity; protein binding
Source: RefSeq, a predicted model, not a curated record